Messenger RNA from Cercospora beticola, 2553 nucleotides. RefSeq names its product translation initiation factor eIF3 core subunit b (gene PRT1). The record is from RefSeq and is a predicted model, not a curated record. Lineage: Eukaryota; Fungi; Ascomycota; Dothideomycetes; Mycosphaerellales; Mycosphaerellaceae. Gene Ontology annotation, biological process: translational initiation. Gene Ontology annotation, molecular function: translation initiation factor activity; RNA binding; translation initiation factor binding. Gene Ontology annotation, cellular component: eukaryotic translation initiation factor 3 complex.
CGCCAAAGUUCGGGCGGCAGCGAGCAGCACAGGACGACGACAAUACACGGCCGCCAUCUGCUCGUCCAGCGCUUUCAUCGGAAAGCGCACGCACAUCAAUACCGCAACCAUGGCGCCAUCUUUCGAGAACCUCGAUCCGGAGACGGAGUACGAGGUUGACGAUGAGGAGAUCGACUUCUCAGACUUGCGCGAGAAAUUUGAGACAGUGAUGGAGGAGGGCCUCGACACCUUCAUUGUCAUCGACGGCCUGCCGAAGGUUCCCGAAGCCAGCAAGGACAAGCUCAUCAAGUUCUUGCUGCGCAGCUUGACCAAGGUCGGGAAGACGAAGGAGGAGAAUGUGUUCAUGCCCCUCAGCGGCGAGACAGGCCAGACAGAGGGAUUCGCUUUCGUCGAGUAUGAGACUCCAGCACAGGCCGCUGCCGCAGUCAAGGCACUUCACGCGCAGCCGCUCGACAAGAAGCACACCAUGGCUGUCAACAAGCUCACCGAUAUUGAGCGAUUCGGUCGUGAGGGAAGAAUCGACGAGACAUACAAGGCACCAGAGAUCGCGCCAUUCGAAGAGAAAGAGCACUUGCGAUGGUGGUUGGGAGAUGCAGAUGGCAGAGACCAGUUCGUCAUGUACCGCGGUGAUAAUGUGGGCGUGUUCUGGAACGAGAGGGAAGCUGCGCCUGACCAGAUUGUGGAUCGUCAACACUGGACAGAGUCAUUCGUGCAGUGGUCACCAAAAGGCACAUACUUGACAUCGAUGCAUGCGCAAGGUGUUCAGCUGUGGGGAGGCCCGCAGUGGUCGAGGCAAAAGCGAUUCAUGCACCCAGGCGUCAACCUGGUCGACUUUUCGCCCAAUGAGAAGUACGUCACAACGUGGUCGCACCGCCCCAUGGUUGUCGACGAAGGCAACCCUAUCCUCUCGCUCGAGGAGGAUGGCAAGAACUACAUCAUCUGGGACGUCGCGACCGGCAAGCCUCUUCGAUCCUUCGUUACGCUCGACCUUCCUAGCCCUGGCCUCGACCCCGAAGGCAACCCGAUUAAGCAAAAGAUUCAAUGGCCAGCUUUCAAGUGGUCUGCAGACUCGAAAUACGUUGCACGAAUGACACCCAACCAGAGCAUCUCCGUCUACGAACUUCCCAGCAUGCGACUGAUGGACAAGGUAAGCGUGAAGAUCGAAGGAGUACAGGACUUUGAGUGGUGCCCGGCGAAUCCAAAGCGCAUUGAGCAAAAGGACUACGAGCAACUAUUCGCAUACUGGACACCUGAGAUGGGCUCAAACCCGGCCAAGGUCGGUAUCAUGUCUAUUCCGUCAAAAGAGAUUGUCCGAACACGAAACCUUUUCAACGUUAGCGACGCGAAGCUCCACUGGCAAUCCGACUCGAAAUUCCUCUGCUGCAAGGUGGAUCGACACAGCAAAUCGAAGAAGUCGCUCGCUACGAACCUCGAAAUCUUCCGCGUACAAGAAAAGGGUGUGCCUGUCGAAGUUGUCGACAGCUUGAAGGACACCGUCAUCAACUUCGCGUGGGAGCCAAAAGGUGAUCGCUUCGUCCUCAUAACUGCUGGCGAAGUGCCCGCCGGUGCUGCUAUUCCCCCCAAGACUUCCGUCUCCUUCUUCGCUCCUGAGAAGGCCAAGGGUAAUGCCGUUGGCAACUUCAAGCUCAUUCGCACCGUGGACAAGAAGAACAACAAUGCCAUUCACUGGUCACCGAAUGGCCGAUUCUGUAUUGUUGCCACAGUGUUGAACCAGCAGAGCUUCGAUCUGGACUUCUGGGACUUCGACUUCGAGGGUGAGAAGGACGAGAAGGAGAAGGAUCUUACUGCCAACCUCCAACUCAUGAACACAGCCGACCACUACGGUAUCACAGAUAUUGAAUGGGACCCCAGUGGACGAUUUGUCGCGACCAGCGCAUCAGUGUGGAAACACCGCAUGGAAAACGGCUACCAUCUCUACUCCUUCGCUGGUCAACUUCUUCGUGAGGAGCCUGUCGAAGGCUUCAAGCAGUUCACUUGGCGACCACGCCCUGAGCGCCUGCUCAGCAAGGAGGAGAUGAAGGAGAUUCGCAAGAACCUUCGCGAGUACUCCAAGACCUUCGAAGAGCAAGAUCAAGCCAAGAAGAGCUCUGCUGACAAGGAGGUCAUUGAGAAUCGUCGCCGACAACUCGAGGAAUGGCUCGCAUGGCGUGAACGCACCAAGGAGGAGCUGCUCGAGGAGAGACAGGACAUGGGUCUGCCUGAGAUCUCGCCUGAGCAACAGGCGUUGGUUGUGGAGGACAGUGAAGGAGAUAGCAAGGUCGUGGAGGAGAUCUUUGAGGAGAUCCUGGAGGAGACGGAGGAGAUUGUGGAGUAGGCUGCCUAGGACGAGGAUGAAAGUGCGUUCUGUCGUUCAAAGGACUACGAUGUACGCAUGGUCAAGGGAUGUGCUCAGCGAUUCAUAACGUGGAAUGAAGUGUUUGAUAGACGUUUUUGCGGUAUGAAGCAGCUCCCAGGUUUUCCCCCGGAAGGUACAUGUGCUUGUCUUUCAGACAGUUUCCUGGCUUAGCCGCUCUUCUGCCCACGCUUGGAGGC